AUGUAUCUACAACAACAACAACUAGUUGAGAUAGUUGAGAUCUUGGAAAAGUGUAAACAAGAUAUCAACAAGUUUCAACAAGAUCUCAACAAGAUUAAUAAGAAGUUAGAACAAGAUUUCUACACGGCAUUAAAUAAGUUCGAUGAGGCAUUAAAGAAAAGAGAAGCAGCACGAGCUCAAGAUGUGCAGUUGGAUGAUGAUGAAGACGAAGAGAGAUUUAUCGAAGAAGAUAUUUGUGUUGUCGACUCUGUCUAUAAAGAUGAAGUUUGUGCAAAACUCGGACAUGAUGAGAUCUGUGUAAAGUCUCUGCAGAACGAUUUUCGUGCAAAAAUAGGGCGAAAUUGUAUUGAUGAAGAUUUUGGGCAGAAUCUUAAUGAUCUCUUCCGCUACAUCAUUAAUCGCAACAACCCAUGUGGAAAUGUUUACUCUCACGACCAUCUCCACAAGGUUGCAGAGACGGCUCGGAAGCUGGGGAUAAUAUUGAUCGUUGACGAAGUGUACGACAAGACUAUAUUCGGAGACAACCCUUUCGUUCCGAUGGCCAAGUUCGCAUCGAUCGUCCCUGUGCUCACCCUGGGAGGCAUAUCUAAAGGAUGGGUUGUUCCUGGAAGGAAGAUUGGCUGGAUCGCCUUGAAUGAUCCCGAGGGCGUUUUCGAAUCCACCAAGGUGGCUCAAUCCAUCAAGCAGAGUCUUGACAUCACUCCUGACCCUUCCACUAUCAUUCAGGCUGCGCUUCCUGAGAUUUUGGAGAAAGUGGAUAAAAACUUCUUUGCAAAGAAGAACAAGAUACUCAAACAUAAUGUCGAUUUGGUGUGUGAUAGGCUCAAGGAUAUUCCCUGCGUCGUCUGUCCCAAGAAACCCGCACUACAAGAAAACAGCGAUAUUCUGAGGGAUAUUCCGAGGGAACAAAAUUUCCUCGGAAAUUUCUGA
Messenger RNA from Raphanus sativus (radish), 930 nucleotides. RefSeq names its product S-alkyl-thiohydroximate lyase SUR1-like. Gene Ontology annotation, molecular function: pyridoxal phosphate binding. The record is from RefSeq and is a predicted model, not a curated record. Gene Ontology annotation, biological process: biosynthetic process. NCBI's taxonomy places the organism in Eukaryota, Viridiplantae, Streptophyta, Magnoliopsida, Brassicales, Brassicaceae. The transcript has 3 exons. The coding region runs from base 1 to 930 and encodes 309 amino acids.